Molecule: messenger RNA, 142 nt
Organism: Dentiscutata heterogama
Lineage: Eukaryota; Fungi; Glomeromycota; Glomeromycetes; Diversisporales; Gigasporaceae
Source: the annotation of a GenBank genome assembly
GAAGCUAAUCUUGGAGUAAAUGAUAUAUUAUCUUUCAAUCUUUAUAUCGAACUUGAUGAUCUUGUAUUGAAUACUGCACAUCAAGAUGCAAAAAAUACAAAACACAAUAAAUUAAACCUGAAGAUUGGCGGUUCUAAAUCUG